Molecule: messenger RNA, 2425 nt
Organism: Colossoma macropomum (tambaqui)
Lineage: Eukaryota; Metazoa; Chordata; Actinopteri; Characiformes; Serrasalmidae
Product: serotransferrin-2-like
Exons: 17
Coding region: 90-2168 (692 amino acids)
Biological process (GO): iron ion transport; antibacterial humoral response
Cellular component (GO): plasma membrane; early endosome; extracellular region
Source: RefSeq, a predicted model, not a curated record
CCCUCCCACUCAGGUUCAGGCUGCUUAUAAAAAAGCUCUUCUCCCCUCUAACAGUGAGGAGCUGCCUUUGGAAGCCCCGGAUCCCCAGCAUGAAGAUCAUCCUCAUCUCCACCUUCCUCGGAUGCCUCGCUUUGGCGCAGGCUGCAUGGUCCGAUCCAAAGAUCAAAUGGUGUUUAAAAUCAGACCAGGAGUUUAGAAAGUGCACUGACCUCGCAAAAAGAGCACCAGAGCUCGCAUGUGUGAAGCGUGACGGAUCUGAGGAAUGCAUCAGAGCUAUCAAGGACGGUGCAGCAGAUGCCAUCACUCUGGAUGGAGGUGACGUCUACAAAGCUGGCCUCAAAAUGUACGACCUUCAUCCCAUCAUUGCAGAAAAAGACGGUGAAGUUUCAGACUCUGACUCCUGUCACUACGCCGUUGCCGUGGUGAAGAAAGGCUCAGGCUUUAAAUUCAGUGAACUCCGAAAUAAGAGGUCGUGCCACACUGGGCUGGGGAAAUCCGCGGGCUGGAACAUUCCCAUCGGCACGCUCCUCUCCACAAAACAGAUCGAAUGGGCGGGUGCUGAAGACAAACCUGUGGAGAAGGCUGUGGCAGAGUUUUUCUCAGCCAGCUGUGUCCCUGGAGCCACUAAAGGAUCCAAACUGUGUCACCUGUGCAAAGGCGACUGCUCACGCUCACAUAAGGAGCCGUACUAUGAUUACGAAGGAGCCUUCCAGUGCCUGAAGGAUGGAGCUGGAGAUGUAGCUUUUGUGAGGCACCUGACUGUCCCGGCUGCUUUGAAGGGUCAGUAUGAGCUGCUGUGUAAAGAUGACACCAGGAAAAGCAUCGAUGAGUAUAAAACCUGCCAUCUGGCCAAAGUCCCCGCCCACGCUGUGGUGAGCCGGAAAGAUCCUGCAUUGGCUGAUCGCAUCUUUAGGCUUCUAGAGCCACUCCAGGAUCGUGGUCUGUUCUCCUCUGGGGGUUACUCAGCUAAAAACCUGAUGUUUACAGACUCUACAAAAAGACUGGUGAAGCUGCCUGAGACCACAGACUCCUUCCUGUAUCUCGGAGCAGAAUAUAUGGCCACUGUCCGCUCUCUGAAGAAAGAGCGGAGCACAGACAGCACUACAGGCAUAAAGUGGUGCACUGUGGGCCACGCUGAGCAAGUCAAGUGCGAUAUAUGGUCGAUCAACAACAUGGACGAGAGAGGCAUUUCCAGGAUCGAGUGCCACAGGGAACAGAGCGUGGAGGACUGCAUCAGAAAAAUCAUGUAUCAUGAGGCUGAUGCCAUGGCCGUCGAUGGAGGACAGGUGUAUACUGCGGGGAAGUGCGGCCUGGUCCCAGCCAUGGUGGAGCAGUAUGAUGAAUCAAAGUGUUUUGCUGAAGGUGAGGCCUCCUCCUACUAUGCGGUGGCUGUAGUGCGUAAAGGCUCUGGAGUGACCUGGGAGACUCUGAAAGGCAAAAAGUCCUGCCACACCGGCAUGGGCCGCACCGCAGGCUGGAACAUCCCCAUGGGCCUCCUCCACCACAGCAGCGGAGAAUGUGACUUCUCUAAGUACUUCAGUCAGAGUUGUGCUCCUGGUGCUGAUCCUAAGUCCAGCCUGUGCGCUCUGUGCAAGGGCAAUGGUAAAUUUUUUGGGAGCGAGGAAGUCAAAUGCAGGGCCAGUGCAGAGGAGCUUUACUACGGCUUCGCUGGAGCCUUUCGCUGUCUGGCUGAGGGUGCUGGUGAUGUGGCCUUUGUUAAGCACACUACUGUAGAGGAAAAUACAGAUGGCAAGGGUCCAGACUGGGUUUCCAGACUGAAAUCAAGAGACUUUGAGCUGAUCUGCCCUGGAGGUUCUGCUCCUGUCUCAGACUUCGUCAGGUGUAACCUUGGCAUGGUUCCAGCUCAUGCUGUUGUAACUCGCCCUGAGUCACGUGGUGAAGUGGUGGCCGUUCUCAAGCGGCAGCAGGCUAAGUUUGGCAGUGAUGCCCCUGAUGACCCGUUCAAGAUGUUCCAGUCAGAGGGUGGCAAAAAUCUGCUCUUUCAGGACUCCACUAAAUGUCUCCAAGAGGUUCCAGCAACAAAGGGGUAUAAGGAAUUCCUGGGCGCGGCCUACGUGGCUGUGAUGGAUUCUCUCCGCCAGUGUUCCAGCAGUGUGCCAGAAUUGGAGAAGGCCUGCGCCUUCCACCCCUGCCAGCAGAAAGCAUAGAGGGUCCAGACUGUUGAGCAACGCCUGCGUACAAACACACCUGUCUGAAGCUGAUUUUAGGCCACUCUCCCACCUCUUACAGCUUUACCUGUCACUCUUUACUCUGACGCUACUGGAACAAUAUUAGUGUUGCUGGUUUUCCGUCCUUUUUCAGAAAGCUGUCUGAAAUAAACACAUUGUUUUAAAAAAGUAUUUUUCACAUUGCUAAAUGCUAUUGAUAGCAUCACUGAAGAUUCAUUAAAACAAUGUAACAUCCC